UAGAAUAUAAACCUCAUGAGACCAAGGAUUUUAAUCUGUUUUGCUCAGUGCUGUAGCUUCAGAAUCUAAGAUGGCUGAUUCUGAUCCAGGGGAAAGAAACUAUGACAACAUGCUGAAAAUGCUAUCAGACCUGAAUAAAGACUUGGAAAAGCUAUUGGAAGAAAUGGAGAAAAUCUCAGUGCAGGCCACAUGGAUGGCCUACGACAUGGUUGUGAUGCGAACCAACCCCACGCUGGCCGAGUCCAUGCGCCGCCUGGAGGAUGCCUUCCUCAACUGUAAGGAAGAGAUGGAGAAGAACUGGCAGGAGCUUCUCAGUGAGACCAAGCGCAAGGAGUAGACCACUGUGCUGGGGGACAGAGCCUUUCCUGACUGGCAGAGGGACAGCCAAAUACACAACGUGUGUGCAGAGUAUUUGUUUGCCAUUAAACAUAUUUUCAAGCACAAUCUGAGGAACACUUUCUGUCCUACCAGUGGCAUAUCCAACCUUGUGAACAAAAUAUAGAAAUAUAAAAUGCA
Messenger RNA from Erinaceus europaeus (western European hedgehog), 516 nucleotides. It is a transcript of the gene SYCE3, whose product is annotated as synaptonemal complex central element protein 3. The record is from RefSeq and is a predicted model, not a curated record. NCBI's taxonomy places the organism in Eukaryota, Metazoa, Chordata, Mammalia, Eulipotyphla, Erinaceidae. Gene Ontology annotation, cellular component: central element. The coding region runs from base 71 to 337 and encodes 88 amino acids. Gene Ontology annotation, biological process: reciprocal meiotic recombination; spermatogenesis; synaptonemal complex assembly. The transcript is spliced from 3 exons.